This is a messenger RNA of Pseudozyma hubeiensis SY62, 1089 nucleotides long. Its product is annotated as glucosamine-6-phosphate deaminase. The record is from RefSeq and is a predicted model, not a curated record. The transcript has a single exon. Bases 1 to 1089 code for a protein of 362 amino acids. Lineage: Eukaryota; Fungi; Basidiomycota; Ustilaginomycetes; Ustilaginales; Ustilaginaceae.
AUGGACGGACGACAGUCCGUGGCCGAAGCGGUCGUGUCGACCUAUCGCAAAGCGCCGGUGACGCUCUCCAUCUUUGCGUCGUACUUCAUCUCGAGGAUCUGCUCGAGUCUGUGGUUAAACUAUCGCCUCUUCGUCUCGCUUCCAGGGGGCCCGCUGCCAAAGAACAUCGUCGGAUGGUCCAUCCACUACUUUUUGCUUUCGCCUCUCUCGCUGCAUAGCGCCUGGACAAGCACCAGGCUGGUGCGGUCCUUCUUACCCACGACUCCGCAGUCCAACAGCCAGCACUUGACAACAGGCGUUUACCUUCCUCGACGCAAGGGUCCAGGUCCUCUCGCCGCCGGCACUGUCCCGCACAGGCAGCUCGAUCAGUUCACAAGCGAAUCGGACAACACGGCGACAUCUGGUCAGGAAGCCUCAACCGAUGCAGGAGAUCCUUCAGCCUCGAAGCAGCAGGCGCAAGAAGCGAUACAACAUAUCCACUCAACCUUGAGAACCGACGCAAACUCUCAUCCGGCUCAUUUGCGCCUUGGUCCUUCCAUGAUCGAGACCCACUCGACAGCGCUAUUUGCCGUCUCACAUACGCUCGUCACUGGCAGCGAGAAUGUCUCUCGAUCCACUCGAUCCGCUCGCUUCCCUUCCGCUCUUUCACGCCGCUUCCUGUCCUCGAUCAAGGGCGAGUAUGUGCACAUGCACUGCCAGUCCUCGGCUGAAACCCAAGACGAACACGCAGCAUGGUCAGAAGACGGUAGUUUGCAUAUGACGCUGCACCCUGAUGACGCUGCACUCGUGGUAGAGAGAGGCUGGGGUCAGCUGCAUCCCCUUGCCGGCUUUCCAUCGUAUUCAGGAUUUUGGUUCGGUUGGCCAGCGUGGCUCACUCGACUGCGUUCUUCGGCCGCCAGAUCGGCGAGGUGGUGGACAUCGAGCUCCGUUCCCACAGAAUCCAACGCAAAGGUAGCCAAGGCGAUAGGUCUACCUCCCACCUACUGCCUUGUGUACAGCCCAAGGGAUAUGGAGGAAGCCAAAGUGUUGCUCGACAUCAUACAUGCGGCGACGGCGUUUGCCAUUGGCUCUCGUCCGACCUCCCAUUGA